AUAAAUAUUCGCUCAUUCUCUUUUCAUUUCCCUCUCUCUUUUUUUUUUCUUUUUUUUUUUCUUCUUAAUUCAAAUUGCUCGUUGUCUUGACAAUCGGCUUUUUUUAUAUAAAAAUAAAUUGAGAGAGAAAGAAAGUUAUACCCAAUUACAUAAGAUACGACAUUAUGGAAAUUCUUGAACUUGUACACCAAGAAACUGCACCUAGUUUGGAAAGACCUUUUGAAUGCACUUUUAAUGACUGCAACAAGACAUUUGGUCGACGAUCUGAUCUUGUUCGUCACUCUCGCAUUCAUACGAACGAUAGACCCUUCAAGUGCCGAGAACCUAGCUGUGGUAAAAGUUUCAUACAGCGUUCCGCUUUGACCGUGCAUAUGCGUACUCAUUCUGGUGAAAGACCUCACAUUUGUGAAUUUCCUCAUUGCAACAGAAGUUUCAGCGAUAGUAGUUCACUUGCUCGACACAGACGUACGCAUACAGGAAAGCGACCUUACAAAUGUCCCUUUGAUGGCUGUUCAAAGAGUUUUGUUCGCAAAACUAUUUUGACAAAGCACAUGAAGAGCGAUCAUACCAUCAAUGGUAGAAGACCUUCUGUUCAGUGGCAACCAUUCAUUGAGGAAAGACGUCGAGUGAUGCUUCAAGAACAACAACAAUUGCAACAACAAUCUACAGCUACCUGUGCUUGCACAGACUGUUAUUUUGGUAACACCGCACACAAGCCUUAUUUGUCUCCACCAUCUUAUUGGUCACCUCCUACACCCGAUUUAUCAUUGUACGAAAGUCAAGAUGAUGGCUCCAGCAGCAGCAGCCCUUCUUCUCCUUCAACUGUGUCAUGGCCAUAUACACAUGCACCAUUUUCUUACUAUUAUCAACCUCCUUCUCAACCAGUAAGCAAUUGGACAGCUGCUAUGGUUUAUGACCGUCAAGACCAAAUUGUCUUACCAAGCUUAUCUAAAUUGAUGAUGCCCAAAACUUUAGAUCUCUCAUUACCAUCCAGAAGAGACAGCAGUGUUUCAUUGUUUUACACAUGAGUCACUAACAAACAAACAAAAGUGUAAAUACUCAUACAAUAUACCUCAUUCAUCUAUGCUCAAUUCAUGACACAUACAAAAAAGAAGAAAACAAAAACAUCUCCUUUCUUUAAAAAAAAAUUUACACUUCUUUUUUUAUGAAAGCUAUUCCCUUCAUUUCCUUGACCCUCUCCUCCUUUUUUUCUUAUAUCUUUUUUCAAACAUAUGUUCAUUUAUGCCUCUUUUUUUUUAUAUGCUCUUUCUCUUUCUAUGCCUCUUUCUAUCUCUCUCUCUCUCUCUCUCUCUCUCUCUCU
This is a messenger RNA of Gilbertella persicaria, 1321 nucleotides long. RefSeq lists its product as uncharacterized. Lineage: Eukaryota; Fungi; Mucoromycota; Mucoromycetes; Mucorales; Choanephoraceae. The coding region runs from base 165 to 1028 and encodes 287 amino acids. Gene Ontology annotation, molecular function: RNA polymerase II cis-regulatory region sequence-specific DNA binding; DNA-binding transcription factor activity, RNA polymerase II-specific. Gene Ontology annotation, cellular component: nucleus. The record is from RefSeq and is a predicted model, not a curated record. The transcript has 5 exons. Gene Ontology annotation, biological process: regulation of transcription by RNA polymerase II.